UCCGGGUCACGGUGACCUUUCUACAAAUCGGCUUCCGCGUCCGCCAUCCUUCUCUCUCCGCUCCGGGAGUAGGACAGACCCACCAGAACACCAACAUGCUGUCAGUUCGCGUCGCAGCGGCUCUUGCCCGCACCCUACCUCGACGGGCUGGAUUUGUAUCCAAGAACGUUGCUGCUGCAUGUGUAGGAGCCAAGAAUCUACACACCACCCGACCAUGGCUGCAGAAAACAGGCACAGCCGAGGUCUCAUCCAUCCUGGAGGAGAAGAUCAUGGGAGCUGACACCAGUGCUGAUUUGGAAGAGACUGGUCGCGUGCUGUCCAUCGGUGAUGGUAUUGCCAGAGUGUACGGUCUUAGGAAUGUACAGGCUGAGGAGAUGGUGGAGUUCUCCUCUGGUCUGAAGGGCAUGUCUCUGAACUUGGAGCCUGACAACGUUGGUGUUGUGGUGUUUGGUAACGACAAGUUGAUCAAGGAGGGCGACAUUGUCAAGAGAACAGGUGCUAUUGUAGAUGUUCCUGUUGGUGAAGAGCUCCUGGGCCGUGUUGUCGAUGCUCUGGGAAAUGCCAUCGAUGGAAAGGGCCCCCUUGGCUCCUCGAUCCGCAGGCGUGUGGGUCUGAAGGCCCCUGGUAUCAUCCCCCGUAUCUCUGUGAGGGAGCCCAUGCAGACCGGCAUCAAAGCCGUGGACAGUCUGGUCCCCAUCGGUCGUGGACAGCGUGAGCUCAUCAUCGGGGACAGGCAGACUGGCAAAACCGCAAUUGCCAUCGACACUAUCAUCAACCAGAAGCGCUUCAACGAAGGAACUGAUGAGAAGAAGAAGCUGUAUUGCAUCUACGUCGCUAUCGGCCAGAAGAGAUCCACUGUGGCUCAGCUGGUGAAGAGGCUCACUGAUGCUGACGCCAUGAAGUAUACCAUCGUGGUGUCUGCUACUGCCUCUGACGCCGCUCCGCUGCAGUACCUGGCUCCCUACUCCGGCUGCUCCAUGGGAGAGUACUUCAGAGACAACGGCAAGCACGCCCUGAUCAUCUACGACGAUCUGUCCAAGCAGGCUGUUGCCUACCGUCAGAUGUCCCUGCUGCUCCGUCGUCCUCCCGGUCGUGAGGCUUACCCAGGAGACGUCUUCUACUUGCAUUCCCGUCUGCUGGAGAGAGCCGCUAAGAUGAACGAUAACUUCGGUGGCGGCUCCCUCACAGCCCUUCCCGUUAUUGAGACACAGGCUGGCGACGUCUCAGCCUACAUUCCAACUAAUGUCAUCUCCAUCACAGACGGACAGAUCUUCUUGGAGACUGAGCUGUUCUACAAGGGCAUUCGUCCAGCCAUCAACGUGGGUCUGUCUGUGUCACGUGUCGGCUCUGCUGCCCAGACCCGGGCCAUGAAGCAGGUGGCCGGUACCAUGAAGCUCGAGCUGGCCCAGUACCGUGAGGUGGCUGCCUUCGCCCAGUUUGGUUCUGACUUGGACGCUGCCACUCAGCAGCUGCUGAACCGUGGUGUUCGUCUGACUGAGCUCCUCAAACAGGGGCAGUACUCUCCCAUGGCUAUUGAAGAGCAGGUAACAGUCAUUUAUGCUGGUGUGAGGGGACACCUGGACAAAAUGGAGCCUAGCAAGAUCACCAAGUUUGAGAAGGCGUUCCUGCAGCACAUACUGAGCCAGCACCAAGACCUGCUGGCAGCUAUUAGAGCUGAUGGCAAAAUCUCUGAGGCAUCUGAUGCCAAACUCAAGCAGAUUGUGUUGACUUUCCUCUCCAGCUUUGAGUAAAGUGAUGCAUUUUGGUCUAGUUGUUUUCAUGUUUGCAUAGUGCAGCGUCAGUUAUACUUUCUAUGAACUUGAACCAAGAAAACAUUCAAGUGGCACUUGAUCUUUAAUGUACAGACAUCUCUUAACGGAGAAUAAAGUAUUCCAACUAACUGA
Molecule: messenger RNA, 1904 nt
Organism: Seriola aureovittata
Lineage: Eukaryota; Metazoa; Chordata; Actinopteri; Carangiformes; Carangidae
Gene: atp5f1a
Product: ATP synthase F1 subunit alpha
Exons: 11
Coding region: 96-1751 (551 amino acids)
Biological process (GO): proton motive force-driven ATP synthesis; proton transmembrane transport
Molecular function (GO): ADP binding; ATP binding; proton-transporting ATP synthase activity, rotational mechanism
Source: RefSeq, a predicted model, not a curated record